AUGGCGGCGUUCCUCCGCAAAUCAGGGGUACAAGUGUUCCUGUACCUGGACAACUGGCUAAUUCGUGGUCGUUCCUACGAACAAGUAGAGGCCCGCGUGUCCCUCACAAGGGCCCUCUUCGUUGGCGAGGGCGCUUCUCCCCAGGGCCAGGUUCCUGGCCAUAGUGGAGCUAGUCUCCGAAUUAACUCGGUCCCCUAUCACGACCGCCUGGGUCUGCUCAAGGUUGCUGGGGCACAUGGCGGCGUGCACGGUCCUGACCAGGGACAGGACCUUCGGGUCCACACUCGUCCUGAUAGCCCCCCGCUGGCCCAGGCAAUUCUGGUUCCCUAUACUGUGCUGGAAGCACAACAACUUAAUAAGAAGCUGACAUCAGUGAAUAAAAGACAAGAAUCUGAAAUAGAUAAUUUGAAGGAGGAACUGAAGAAAAUAACUACAGACUUGAUAAGGUCCAAGGUCAUGUGUCAGUACAAGGUGGGAGAAGAAAACAUCAAUCUUACAGCAAAGGAACAGCAGAUACAAGAACUACAACAAAAAAUCAGAACGGAAACAGAGAUUAAUAAAAAGCUCAGUGAAGAAAAUGCACACAUUAAAGAAGAGAAACAGGAGAUUGUCAGUUCUCUACAACAUAUGCAGCAGCUACUUCAGAGACUGACCCAAAUGAAUGUCAGAAUGGAAAGCGAAUUGAAUGCACUAAAAGAAGAAAAUCAGACCCUUGAAAGAGAUAAUGAGCUGCAAAGGGAGAAGGCAAAAGAAAAUGAAGAAAAGUUCCUUAAUCUUCAGAAUGAGUAUGAAAAAGCACUACGAACUUGGAAAAUAGAUGAGGAAGACUUAAGAAGAGAAGUAGAUACUAUUAAAAAUGAGCUGGUAUCACUUAAUGAAACUUAUGCACAUCUCCAAGACUUCUACCUUCCUCAGAAAGAUCAACAUACUGAGCAAGAGGAAAAUCUUGAGAAUGGUCAAGAGCAACUUAAAGGCAACAAAAUACAGACUAGUCAGAAAGAAAAUGAGUAUAUGCAAUCUACAAUAAAAAAUUAUUGUAUUUCUGGUCAUGAAGAGGAUGACAACAUUGAAAUAAAGAAUAUUGUAGGCUGCUCUUCAGAUACUGAUAAAGUACAGACUGAACAAAGUAAUGGAACUGGAUGCAUAGAAGAGACAUACAACAUUGUUACCAAAGAUUUACAGCUUCCUAAAAACAAUAAGGAUGAAGUUCAUGUUGCUAGCCCCUGUAAAGAAAAGCAAAAGGAGGCUUCUCCAGCCAAAACAUUAUGCACAGAUAUUGAUUUAAUUACUCACGAACAGACUACAGAACUGUGUGUUGCUGAGUGCAAAAAGAUAGGAAAAACAGGUCAAAUAAUCUCAGAAAUAAAUUAUGCAAGUGCAGAACUAAAGCUACAGGACAGAUCUUGUGCAUUGAUAAAACUCCCAGCAAACACAAGAAAGAUGCUCCUUGACAAUACUGAAGAACUUGAUGUCUGCAGUAUGGAUGCAGGUCCACAGAGAGAUUCCAGCAAGCAUUCAUUUUUCAAUGCUUCAGAUAAAUUCAUUUAUAAUGCAAGUGAUAAGUCAGAUGCCACGGAGGAUGGCAAAGGCAUCUUUAUAAAUGAAGCACCCAGCAAAGACUCUAGACAAGUUAUUUGCAUAGAAGACAGUCCUGGAACUGAAAAAACUGCAGACAACAACCAAACCAAGACUGAAUUUAAUAUUGCCAUCCUGUCUCAAGUUACAGAGAGUAAUCAUGCAAAGUUUCAGAAAUGUGACUUACAGGAGUCUAAUGACACUUUAGAUAAUAAACAUGGAAAAACAGAACAAGUCCAUCUGUUAAAUCAAAGCACCAGCAGCAUAUUCUCUGGUAUAUUUCUAUUUAAGGAGAUUCAUAUAGAUAUUCAAGAGAAACACAACAGUGACACUGCAAGAAAUACUAAUGGAAACUGUGCACUGAACAGUACUUGUAAUAGUGGUCCUCCAGUUCUGCCUACUACUUUCUGUAGUAAUGAAAGUGUGAAUACUGACAAUACUAAAGAAAAUAACACUAGUAUAUCUCAGUUAGAGAAUAUCAGUUCAAGUACUGAAAAAACAGAUAAAUGGAUACAUCUGAAUGAUAUGCAUAGCAUGCAAAGUGAGCAGGACAUUUCUGGACAGACAGAAAGCAAUAUAAAUACGUAUGUAUGCACAGAUGUUAUUUUGCCUCUGAAGACUGAAAAUAUAUGCAUUUCUCAGACUAUUCCUCAAAAACAAACAGUUAGAAACAAAAUUACCACUGAUAAACAAAUGCCCCAUGGAAAAGUUUAUGUAAAUGCUUUUCAGAUACCCAAAAUAAAGGAUGGCCUUGUGAUUAAUGAUAACCCAAAGGAGAAUACACUGCUAAGAGAAAAAAGAGAGUUAUUAAAUAGUCCAGUUCCAGGAGAGAAAAUUGCUGAUGAUCGCCUAGAAGAAUCAUGUUCUUCACUCAUAAGGACAUCUGGAGAUUUAGUAACUAGAAGUGGAAGGUCAUCCUUUGAUCUCGCAACUUCAGAUAAAAAAACUGAGAAAGCUCCAGUAAACUUAAGUUUUUCGGAUCUUAGUCCUUGGUUGAGAAUAAAUCAAGUUGAAAGUCAAACAAUGUGGGCUUCAACUUCCGAAAGGCCUUUCCAUUUGAAAGAGAAACUACUAUGUGUACCAGAAAACAAAAAAAAUCUUUCAAAAAAAGAGGGUCAAAAUCUGAGCAUGAAUGUGGUCAUGAAAGAAACAGGACUAGAUUCUACCAGUAUUAGCAGAGUUGCUGACACUUUGAAUACCUCAAGUAUUCAUCAAGGUCCCAAGAGAAAUCCCAGUGAAGAAUGGAAUGCAAUAGCGAAGACUUAUGAUUCUUCUUUUCCCACAGAACAUGUCAAAACAGGAAUUACUGCAUCAUACCACAAGCAGCAGUUUUCCCAUCUGGCUUCCACAACUGACACACCAAUCUCAAGUGAAAGUUUACUUAGCAAGGAAGAGCAGAAUUCUAAUUCUCGUAACUUCUUUACAAGAAGUCAAAUGAAUGACACUGUAAAGUUUGUUAGUUUAGAAAGACCCCAUCCGUGCAGAAAAAGGAAAUACGAAGAAAAUCUAGAAAAAGCUGCAGCAGGAGACACAACAGAAAUAGAAUUCAGUCUCUGAAUAUGCAUAUCAUAGAAAGAUUUCUAGAAAUCUUCCACUUGAAGUAAAGAGGUGCGUAUUUUAUUUUAUGGAUAACUCUAGACUGCACUCACCAGUGUUCCUCUCCUCCCCUCCCCACUAUUUUGAUGUAAUUGUAUUAAAUGCAAAGAGAUUCCCCACAUAUCUACAACUGAAGUCCAUGAAAGUUGUUACAAAAAUUUUCUAGAAGUUAAAGCAUUAAAAUAAGUGUUUAUUAUAUGUCUGUUAAGUAUAAUUUUUGAUGUAUUUAACAAUAGUAACUCCUCCAGAUGUUGAAAAAUUUUAGCUGCAGGACUUUAUUUCUCCGCCAGAAUGAACAUUAGCACAACUAUCAAACAAAAGUGACAAAUGAAGUCUCAGAAUGGAAUAAUUCCUUUAAACUGUUAGAUAAAUUUUUGACUCGCUAAGUGGCACAGGAAUUAGAAAGUCUGCUGUUUACAUGAAUUAGAUCUUAAAGGAUUUACUUUUUAAUACUGUACUAAGUGCAAAUUGAUACAAUAAGAUUUUUAGAAUUUUGCCUCUUAAAAGGUAAGUCAAAUUGUAUUCUUGGUAAACAAUAAAGUGGCAAUUUCAUAAAGAUUUAAUGUUUCUGAUCCAGCUGACAGCCAUUUCUUCUCUUUUCCAUUUUUGGUAGAAGUUUCUACUCAUUUUAGAAUUACUUGAAUCAUCAUCCUACAGCUUCUUCUCCCUCCCUACUUCAAAGAGUGUAAGGAAUAUAAUUAAGAGAACCAAAAAUAAUUAAUUCAUAGGAAGUAUGGUCACUAAAUAUAUUAAUGUACUCAAGGUGUUUUCCCAUUUUUACUUUUAUUGCUUCUAUAGCUCAUAGUUUAGAGUCUAAUUUUUUUAAACCAAUUACACACAUUUUGGAGACAAAAAACUUCAAAGUUGUCAAUAUGAAGUUUAAAAUGUUUUACUAUGGUUU
Pelodiscus sinensis (Chinese soft-shelled turtle) is the source of this 4072-nucleotide messenger RNA. NCBI's taxonomy places the organism in Eukaryota, Metazoa, Chordata, Testudines, Trionychidae. The record is from RefSeq and is a predicted model, not a curated record.